GGGGACGCGCGCGGGGCUGCCGCCUCGCCUGCCGUGCCGGGGCUGGGCUGGAGCUGGAGCUGGGCGCGCAGCCUCCUCGCCGCUUUCUCCGCCGCGGAGCUCCGGAGCGCCCAGCCCGCCCGCCGUCCGGCGCUCUCCAGCCCGUUGGGCGCGCCGAGCUCCGGCCUCGGGCGCAUGGAGGCCGGCGGGGAGCGAGAGCCGCGGCUGCCCGGCUCCUCCGCCUGAGGACGCGCGCGGGGAGAGGCGUCGCCGGGCUCGCUCUGGGACCUCCUUUCGCCGGUGAGGUGACUUUGCAGCGAAGGCAACAUGGGCACCACGGAAGCCACGCUGCGGAUGGAAAACGUGGAGGUCAAGGAGGAGUGGCAGGAUGAAGACUUCCCCAGGCCCCUCCCGGAAGAAGCAGGAAUGGAGAACUUGGGAAGCCCAUCGGGGAACGUGUUGGCGCCCCCGAGCUCCUUACAUUUUACUAACGGGGCUCGCCACAAGCGGAAAACCCUGGUAGCUCCGGAAAUCAACAUCUCUUUUGACCAGAGCGAAGGGUCCCUCCUGUCGGACGAUUUUCUGGACACACCGGAUGACCUGGAUAUAAAUGUGGAUGACAUCGAAACUCCGGAUGAGACGGACUCCCUGGAAUUCCUGGGAAAUGGGAACGAACUGGAAUGGGAAGAUGACACUCCCGUGGCCACCGCCAAAAACAUGCCCGGAGACAGUGCAGACCUAUUUGGAGAUGGAGGCGGGGAAGACGGCGGUGCCCCCAACGGCCGUCUGUGGAGGACGGUCAUUAUUGGGGAGCAGGAACACCGCAUCGACCUGCAGAUGAUCAAGCCGUAUAUGAAGGUGGUAACUCAUGGAGGUUAUUACGGGGAAGGCCUCAACGCCAUCAUUGUCUUCGCGGCUUGUAAUUUGCCAGACAGCAAUCUACCUGAGUACCAUUACAUCAUGGAGAACCUCUUCCUGUACGUGAUCAGCAGUUUGGAGCUGCUGGUGGCCGAAGACUACAUGAUUGUGUAUUUGAAUGGCGCCACUCCACGGAGGAGAAUGCCGGGCAUCGGCUGGUUGAAAAAGUGCUACCAGAUGAUUGACAGACGGCUCCGGAAAAACCUGAAAGCGUUGAUAAUCGUUCACCCUUCCUGGUUCAUUCGGACGGUGCUGGCGAUAUCUCGGCCGUUCAUCAGUGUGAAAUUCAUCAGCAAAAUCCAGUACGUUCACACCUUGGAGGAACUGGCUCACACGAUUCCCAUGGAGCACGUCCAGAUCCCCGACUGCAUCUUGCAGUUCGAAGAGGAGCGAAACCAGGCCAGGAAAGAGCGGACAGAAGGAGCGAAACAGGACCCGGCGGAGAGAGAGAGGACUGCCGUUCCUUCAGAAGUUCAGGAAACAAGUAUGUCAUGAAUCAGGAUGGAGAGACAGACGUAGUUGAAGAAAACCCUCCACCUGAUAAGAAACCCCCCAACCACCAUAUACGUUCCUUUCCUGGCCUUCCGAUCUUGUAAACAUCUCGUCUUCUGUCCCAGAAGGAGCAACUUGCCGUUUCUCCAUCGCCAGAGGCAAAGUCAGCUUGUGAGACUCCAUCCCAUCACCACAAAGUUUGCAAACGAAGGAGUCCUUCCAGGAAAGGCACUUGAGCCCUUGAGUUUCCAGAGAGAUUCUGCAUCUAGUCGAGAAAACGGAGAUCUGGACGUUGACACAGCAAGGCUUUUCCUGCAGUUGCUGCAAGUCGGAAACCGGCAUAGCAACGCCAACCUGGAAAGCACAUUUUUCGUGCCAGAUAAUUGUAAAAAGAGAUGUUUGCCUCAUGCAUCGCUCUGUCCCGAACAGCUUAAGGGCCAGUGUUUCUCAACCUUGACAAUUUUAAGGCAUGUGGACUUCAACUCCCAGAAUUCCACAGCCAGCAAUGCUGGCUGUGGAAUUCUGGGAGUUGAAGUCCACGUGCCUUAAAAUUGUCAAGGUUGAGAAACACUGGCUUAAGCCUUCUUCUGCUUUCAGAGAUGGUUUGCCUAGGCCUGUUCCCACAGACACGGAAAGUCGAUCCCUCCUUAACCGUCAAAUUGGGGGGGGCUCCUGCUGAAACCCCCUCCGGCAAAUAAUGUGAAAUAGAACAUUGAUCCAAGCUUUCCUUUCGAAGGAUUCUCUCUCUCUGCAUCCUACAAUUCCCCAGAAAUAAAGAAUGUCCUUCAACCAUCAGCGUCAAAAUGCAAUUAGGGCUUUGAUUGUUUUUACGGCACUGGACAAUCACCCUCUCUCCUUUUGUAUCUGGAUGGGAUAGAAGUUGCAAACACACUAAGAUUUCCUAGAACAAGCAAAAAAAAAAAACAGGAAAGGAUGCAGGCUUUAACCAGCCGAGUCACAACAUGCAAACCUUAAAACAAGAUGCAUGGUUUUUCCUUGAGCUUUCGGUACUGCCUUUCUUUCCAGCACAAUAAACAUGAGGAGGACUAUCCGGUGGGAAUAAAAACAUUGACAAAAGUGAUUUAGUGGGAGAGGCCUGGAAUGAGGAGCUUAGCCAUCAAGUCUGGACUCAGUUUGGGGACACACAGAUCCCUCCCUCCCUUAAAAAUAGGAUCCGAAAAUCUUUUUUCUUACCUACAUCUCUUUGAAUAUUAACAAUUUUGGUCCAGCCUCCACCUGUUGUUCAACACUGCGGGAAAUUGCGGUAGGAUUCUUGGCACAGCUUCUCACCAAAAUGUUAUGCCAAUCCAGGAAGUUACAGAAAGGGAUUUAACUAUAGGCAAAGAAAAGUUAACAGCAGAAGCCAGCUGAAGGAGCAGUUGCAAACAGGAAAGUAUCACCUCUCUUUUAUGAGGAGGCCCUCCUGUGUGUGCUGGUCCAUUCAUGUGCAAUCGUUGAACAUUACAAGAAGAGAGAGAGAGAGAGAAGACUUCACAAUCCACUGUACGCAUUUUCAGAAUUGUUUUUAUCUUUUAACGCCUUGUGAAUAAGCAGCAAAACAACGGUGGGGACAAAUUGGAACUGUUAAAAAGUCGCUUGGAUCAACGGCAAAAGAGCCCAGACCAUUUCUGAAGCUGCUCUGUUUAGCCAGGACUGCAUCAUCCAUCGGAAAAGGACCGUUUUUGGGAGGGGAAUGGCGGAUACAGAGAAAGGGGAUUUCCUCACUGGAGGAAACCCACCUGGUGGGAAAUGCCAGGGAUUAUAAGUUAGGAUUUUGCUUUUUUUCAGGGAGCAACUGGACUUUCUUGUUUUGCCUUGGAAGACGUUUCGCUUCUCAUCCCAGAAGCUUCUUCAGGUUCUGACUGGAUGGUGGGGAAGGGAAGGAUUUAUACU
Molecule: messenger RNA, 3282 nt
Organism: Crotalus tigris (Tiger rattlesnake)
Lineage: Eukaryota; Metazoa; Chordata; Lepidosauria; Squamata; Viperidae
Gene: ATCAY
Product: ATCAY kinesin light chain interacting caytaxin
Exons: 13
Coding region: 307-1392 (361 amino acids)
Biological process (GO): apoptotic process
Cellular component (GO): cytoplasm
Source: RefSeq, a predicted model, not a curated record